Molecule: messenger RNA, 1571 nt
Organism: Salvelinus namaycush (lake trout)
Lineage: Eukaryota; Metazoa; Chordata; Actinopteri; Salmoniformes; Salmonidae
Product: gastrula zinc finger protein XlCGF7.1-like
Exons: 2
Coding region: 470-1153 (227 amino acids)
Biological process (GO): regulation of transcription by RNA polymerase II
Molecular function (GO): RNA polymerase II cis-regulatory region sequence-specific DNA binding; DNA-binding transcription factor activity
Source: RefSeq, a predicted model, not a curated record
AACCUCAACCCAGCAAGUUAUCAUAAUAGAGUCUGCAGAUGCAGAGGCUGCAGGUUCUGGUGUCAAGCUGGAGAGGUCUGAAAGAGAGGAGGACGCAUGGUACAGCAGAGACACCCAGACUCGGGCGGCUGUAGAGCCCCAUGUAGCCACAAAGGGCCCCCCCACCAUCGCCCCAGCACCGCCCAGGACCCGACACAGAAUCACGGAGGUCAGUGGAACGCAGAACGCCGUCCUCAAGUCAGAGACAGACACGGAUACUUUAACUGUAACACACAGGCUCUUACGCACAGGAUCUGACCACAGAUCAGACCCAGAAAGACUGGGGCUGGGGAGACUGGGCUGUCCUCCUGCUUCUGGCUCAGAGUAUUUACUUCACGAUAACCCAAGCCCGAGGACUGUUCAUUCCCUUCGGGACUCAGGUGACGCAUUAGAGACUGACAAUGAUCUGUCUUGUUCUUACACUACAGAGAUGGACCCUGGCAUCAUGCCCUUGGGCUUAGAGACACUCACUGAUCCGUCCAGAGGGGACUGGAACCGGUACAGUAGUAGUGUAUGCUCUGAAGGGUGCCUAGAUAAGAAAGAGGAAGGUCUGGUUGUAGAUGAAGUGACUGUGAAAGUGGAGGGUGAUGUUCCUCCCACAUGGAAUGCAGAUAAUCACCUAGGAGACAGACACUCACAGGGCAGAGAUUUCUUAGAUUACAGGGAAAGCUUAGAGACAAAUCCAAAUGUCACGACCCACUCUCCUUUACACACAGUCAGGGAUCGCGAGUCAGUGUCCACGUCGAUGGGACCUUCCAAUUCACAGGACGGCGUUCUUUUCGAUCAGUUAUUGAACUCAAAGGGCCAAAAGGCCAAGGCACGGGGUAGAGGAGCAACAUCAGGCAAAAGUAAAGAGAAACGGUUCCUAUGCAUGUUCUGUAACAAAGGCUUCAGCUGCCCCCAGAAGGUGGAGAUCCACCAGAGGGUCCACACAGGGGAGAAACCCUUUGGCUGUACCCAGUGUCAUAUGCGCUUCGCUGAGGCUGGCAACCUGAAGAAGCACCAGAGGGUCCACACAGGGGAGAAACCCUUUGGCUGUACCCAGUGUCACAUGCGCUUCGCCCAGGCUGGUCACCUGAAGAGACACCAGAGGGUCCACACAGGGGAGAAAUAAUACAGCUGACCCCAGUGUGAGAACAGAUUCUCCUGCCAGCACCAGCUGAAGAUGCACCUGAAGGGUCAAACGGGCGAAAGGCGGUUCGCCUGUACGCACUGUGGGAAGAGGUUGUCAGAGAGGAGCUACCUCAGAAUACACUAGCAGAAAAAACAUUCCACUCCAUAGCUUCUGAUGUUUAGAUCAAACACUGCAUUAAAGACAAAGAUUCAUUUUCAUUAUUUUCAGCAGAAAAUAUCAUUUGGAAUAACCAAAGUAACAGAUUUCAGUGUUGAAUAUUUUUGGGUAGAAUAUUGCAUCCAGACAUGUGUGAUAUACACUGAAAGUACAAAACAUUAAGGACACCUGCACUUUCCAUGACAGACUGACCAGGUGAAAGCUUUGAUCCCUUAUUGAUGUCACUUUUUAAAUCCACUUC